AUGGCGGCUCCUGUUGAUCCAGCGACGCGCAAGAGGGUGCUGAAGGUGGUUUUUGUCUCUUUGCUGCUGGACCUGAUCAGCUUCACAUUCAUCCUACCGCUGUUUCCAUCUCUGCUGGCAUACUAUCGAGACCUUGAAGCGCCCGCCCAGUUCCGCAGCUCGAAUCAAAAGCCCUCUAUCCUCGCGCACAUCCUCACAUACCUGAAUACAUACAAGGCUUCGUUUGCAAAGCCGAUCGACUCGAGAUAUGAUAUUGUACUGUUGGGAGGAGCUCUGGGUAGUUUGUUCUCGACUAAUGAGCCCGGCAGCCUCCUCCAAGCCCUCUCAUCUCCAAUCAUCGGCACACUCUCCGACCGCUAUGGCCGGCGAACUGCCCUCUUGGCCAGUAUGAGCGGCAACAUCCUCAGUGUCCUUCUCUGGGUCUGCGCCACAGAUUUCAGCACCUUCUUGCUCUCGCGCGUUGUCGGCGGCCUCUCCGAAGGCAAUGUUCAACUCGCUAUUGCCAUCGCAACCGAUAUCUCGGAUGAGAAGCAGAGAGGGGCCACGAUGGCAUUGGUGGGCGUAUGCUUCAGUAUCGCGUUUACGUUUGGACCGGCUUUGGGCGCUUGGUUGAGCUCCAUCAAUUCCGUCAGAGCGAAUCCAUUUGCGACUGCAGCUGGGUUCUCGCUAUUCUUGAUCGUCACCGAGACCCUCUACUUGUAUUACUGCUUGCCAGAGACUUUGCCCAGCAUGGUCGCUUCGGCUAAGCUCAACGGGACUCCAGCUGCGCCAAACGGGUCUACGGAACCGAUGAGCCGAUCAGCCCCGGCUACGCAAGCUCGAAAGGUCUCUUCCGAGACUCCCAAAGUAGCGGGGAAGCACGUGAGGACGAACUCGCAUUUCCUGCUCAACCUCACUCAUCUCGGCUUCAUCCUGUUCUUUUCGGGCAUGGAAUUCUCCCUUCCGUUCAUGACCUACGACUUAUUCGGCUACACAUCUGCGAAAAAUGGACGACUACUCGGCUACAUGGGCCUUGUAGCAUCGCUCCUCCAAGGUGGCGUGACUCGCCGUCUUCCGCCUCUCAUGUCAGUUAAGAUCGGUGUCGUAUCCUGCCUGCUGGCGCUUCUCCUACUCGGGCGCAUCGACACUAUACUCGGCUUAUACACUGCGACCACCUUGCUCGCUGUAACUACAGCUACCGUUGUCACAGGCCUGAACGCGCUUAGCAGUUUCGAGGCAGGCGAAGACGAGAGGGGGGGUAAGCUAGGAAACCUGCGCAGUUGGGGACAACUGGGACGCGGUAUUGGGCCACUGCUGUUCACGAGCGUCUACUGGUGGGCGGGUCGCGAGGUCGCAUACACCAUUGGGGGCAUGGGUGUGCUCGGUGUCAGCAUGGUUGUAUUUUUCGGACUGAAGACACCAGCUGGGACGGAGGGGAAGAAGAUCAAGGAUCUCAAGAAUGCAGAGGCUGUGCAGCUGUAA
Molecule: messenger RNA, 1461 nt
Organism: Drepanopeziza brunnea f. sp. 'multigermtubi' MB_m1
Lineage: Eukaryota; Fungi; Ascomycota; Leotiomycetes; Helotiales; Drepanopezizaceae
Source: RefSeq, a predicted model, not a curated record